Molecule: messenger RNA, 5874 nt
Organism: Heterobilharzia americana
Lineage: Eukaryota; Metazoa; Platyhelminthes; Trematoda; Strigeidida; Schistosomatidae
Source: the annotation of a GenBank genome assembly
CGACUCUCUAGCCACUUAGUUGGAACGCAUCGGUAUUUUGGCACAACCAUCCAAAUAUACUGUUCUAUCCGACUACGCUAUCGUGUUCUUCCUUGGUCUCGUAUUCGUGGAUUAAAAUAUCAACUUAUAGUUUAAGGUGUAACGUUUGCUGCUGUGGAUUUCUACUUCCACAAAAUUCGGGAUGUUUUGGUUGGUCGUUUUGUGUUGAAACCAUUCGUAAACCUACGGUACGUGACCUUGACAUUUAUUCAUCUCAUAGCGAACAAAGCCGGCUGAUUUUUCCUCUUUAAGUUUUACAGUGAACAACAUUCAGCAAAAGCGAGGAGCAGACGGAAGUGGUAGGUUCGCUUGGAAAAUUGCAAUAUUAUUUUAUAACUUUAUCAAUUCUGCUAUGUUAACCAAUAAUACUUGUUUGUCGGUAGAGAGUCCAUGCCUGGGGAGGAAAAAACGAACUGGACGCAACAAUUAGAAGCGAUUUUUGUAAGUACUUUCUAUAGAUAUAAGUAAGGGAAGAAGUGUGUCAACUUCAGACCAUUCGGUUCUUAAUUUUAAGUUAUUUUAUGUGCUAAUAACCAGUGUAAUCUUAGACUGCAUGCAACUGAAGAAUAUUCCUGAAAUAAAACGAUAUCAUUUUAUUCUACAAAUCUGCGCCUCCAUACUUUGUCCAAAUUUAAAGGGAUCCAAGUAAGUGAAAUGAUAUAAUGAUUUUUCCUAAGGUUAAGUUUAAAUGUCCAAAACUGCACUUUCCUAAUGGCUUUUUGAAUCCUGCACAGUUCAAUGCCUAGUGAGCAGAAACGUUUGAACAUCUUGCUGACAUUCCAUACGCGUAAGUGGUACUCGAGAACAGCAAGCCCGAGAAAACCAAACAGGCGUUAGACCCGGCAGCGAGUGUAUCGACCAAAUAUUCACACUGAGCCAGGUUCUGGAACACAAACACGCUUACCGACGCCCGACAACUAUAUUUCUCGACCUAAAGGCAGCAUUCGACUCCGUUGGUCGAGAGGUCUUAUGGCAGUGUCUCUCACUGAAGGGUAUGGCGAGUAUGCACAUCACCCUGUUGAAGGCUGUCUACUCGAACGCUUGCAGUGUGUUAGAGCCUAUGGUGAGAUGUCCGGGGAGCUGUGUUCAUCGAGUGGUGUCCGCCAAGGGUGCCGAUUGUCUCCAUUCUUAUUCGAUUUUAUCAUAGAUAUUCUUAUAGAGGUCUCCCUCUCAUCGUCUGACUACACAGAGGUCGAUCUAAUCACAGGAGAAUUUUCGUUGAACCUAGAGUACGCAGAUGACAUAGUCCUGCUAGGUGAAGACGCUAACUGAUGAGAUUCAGAUUCUUGUGAACACUUUGAGUGGGAAUUUGAGAAUGUUUGGAAUGCGUUUCUCACCACCUAAAUGCAGAGUGUUGCUCCGUGAUUGGUUUUCUACGGUGCCUUGGCUAACAAUAGAGAGUGUAGUGGUUGAAUGUGUCGACCACUUGACUUAUCUGGGAAGUGGGAUCAGGCCUGCCCUGUUGGCUCAGUGGCCGAUGAAAUCUCUUCACGGAUACAAAAGGCCUGGUUGGCGUUUGCCAGCUUACGCCACUUGUGGCUCCGCCGUGAUAUUCGAUUGUCUAUUAGGAGUUGAGUGUACUGUACAGGAGUGCACUCUGUUCUACUGUAUGACUGUGAAGCAUGGCCAAUGAAGGUGGGAGACAUGAUAAGGCUUGAGGUGUUUGACCACUGUUGCCUUCGCAGUAUAGGCAGUAUUCCGUGGUGUCACUAUGUGAGUAACGCAGAAGUCAGGUGUAGAGUUAUAGGGAGAAGAGGUAAGUCAGUUGAUGAUGUUGUGAACAUUGCUGGUUGGGAGACGUGUUGCGUAUGCUUAGUUGUUGAUUGCGUCGUCACACAAUGUUAGUUGAAGUAGGUUCAAGCUGGAAAAAGGCUCGAGGUGACCAGACUAAAACACGUCAUCAAUGCAUCAAGUCUUUGACUGUUGGUUUAAGCCAUGUGUGGCGAUUCAGACUAGGUGGUUGGGGUCCGCGUGACAAGAGAAACCAAUGAUUGGAGACUAGGUGAUACGGCUGAGAUUCGAUGUCAGUGGCGCUGAUGCAUGCACACAUUAUCCCCAUCUUAAUGACGCUAUACCGAAUAUCUCUCUUUUCCUCUUUUAGUAGUUUAUAUUUCUUCUGAGUGAAUUUUGUUUUCUUCAUCUUCCACUUCACUUUCUUUUUACUUUGAUGUACUGAUAUGAGCUGUUGCAAUCCGAACCGUUACGCAGUACUGACUGGUCAUAUGUUGAUUUAGAUGGGUGAAAGUUUUUUCCCGAAGAGUUGAUUGUCAUAACCCUACAUUCGUAGAAAUAUGCCUCAAUUAUUAAAAGUAUCAGGCAAUCCUGUGAUUGAGUGUCGAAGUUACGUUCAGCGGUGGAAACAAAUCUAUAAAGGAAGAAGCGAAAUAUUGGACAAUGCAGAAAGCAGUCUAAACAGCUAAAGAAAGCUGGCAAAUAUGUAGAACACUCAAAUUUUUUCGAAAAGGGGAAACUUUUAAGGUAAUACACUAAGUUUAUAUUUCAAGAAAGUGAUUGCAUUUACCUCCUUUUUAGGGUUUAAUUGACACAGAAUGUUGUUUCUGAACCUUUUUGUUAAGAUCCAGGAAUAUUUUGUUCUUUGGAGGGUCCCAAAGCAGCUUUAUUUCACAAACCAAGCUAUGAUACAAUGUUAUUUUCUGUGUAAUAUAUCGAGUAGACAAAGUAAUAUGGAAUACAAUUUGUAAGUUGAAACUGACGAGUUGUCACAUGUGACUCUCUGGGAAUUCAACAAAAUAGCAGUUGCGAAAGAGUCAUUCCUCAUAGUGUUAAGAUGUCUGUAAAACAUUUGGUCUUACUCACUAUCAAAUCUAGACGCUAUUAGAAUAUUCAAGCAUACUGAUCUCAUUGAAAUUGGAGAAUACGGCUGCAGGAUCCAUUUAUGUUACAGAGUAAGCAGCUAAUUUUCUAGCACUAACACUACAUGAAGCAGCAUGAUUUCAUAUAGGUAGACGGUCCCACUCAUGAAAAUGAUGGAAGCCAUUUUUUGCAUGUAUUUCCAGAAAAUUAUGGUAAAAACAUGAUAGUGUGAAGUAAUUACUAAGUUAUAUCUACAUAAAAUCCUGACAAGUUAGAUAGUCUAUCAUGCUUUUCACAGACAUAAAAACAAAUUUAAAUUUUUUUUAUUUCGGUAUCAGAGAGGAUUUGGAAGUGGUAAUCCUCAUUUUCUGUAUUCCUACUUUUACUCCUGUUUAGUGGCACCUUACCUUCUGAAUUGAUAUCAUUUCGAAGUCAAGACUGUUAUCUUAUCUUGUAGUGUAAUGAACAAGCUUUGUUUACUGAAGUGUUUGUCCGUAUCUAAAUUUUUAGGAUAGGUAAUGAAAUUGCUAUGUGAUCUCUGGAGUGAGUUUCGUAUUUUCUUUGAUUUUCUUCUGCUGACUGGUUAUCGGAACAAGUUCCCAAGCCACUCUUUUCUCCAGGAUUCUAGACCCCACAUGGAACACUUGUUCGAAAUCAGGUUUUCAACCUUUUUUGAUAAACUUUACUUAAUCAUCGUCUAGUUUGAAGCGUUUGUCCUCCAUUUCCAACUAGAGUUUGAACGUAGCAAGUGUAAUCGCUCUUGCUUAGACUAAAAGCUCUCAUACUGGCUGUACUUACCACUUUUAUAAGUAGUUGCUCGUGUAGACUGAUUUUAUAAUCUGAUUUAUUUCUCUUUUUAACAGAUAAUGAAUCACCUCGGUAAAUAUGCUUUAAAAAUAUCAAAGGAGUUUAUUACUUUUCUGACAAAACAUCCAACCAGGCAUAUAUUAUUGGCAAUAAGUUUGGGGUUGGUAUCUUGGAGGAUAUCAACUAGUCUCCGUACAUAUCACAAUCAGAAAUUGUUAAAAGUAAAACGGAAGCGUGUUGAAGACAAUGUAGAAAAAGUCAGAAUGAGUUUGUCAAAUCUGCCUGAAUCAUCGAUACCGUAUGUAAUUUACAACAAGGAUUUAUCAUACUUGUGUGAGCAAGUAAAGAGCGGAACUUUGAACCCGAUUGACAUAUUACAUGCUUUUCAGUCCAAAGCAUUGGAAUUGUAUGAUAAUGGGAAUUCAGGUAUUGCGGAAUUUAUUUCAGAAGCAGGAGACUUUACUAUUAACAUGAUAAAAUCCCCAGUCAACGUUGAUAAAGAAUCCGAACUAUACGGGAUUCCGAUUAGUUUGAAAGAAACUUUUUCUCCGUGCGGUUAUGACAGCACUAUGGGUCUUAUAAAACGCUGUAACCAACCAAUGUGUGAUGAUUGUGUUCUCGUCAAAGUACUUAAAAGUCUUGGCGCAAUCCCUUUUGUGACGACUGUGACUAGCCAGUUGUGUCGUACGUUAGAUAGCUUUCAUUGUGUAUAUUGUGAUGCGAAAAAUCCGCGUAAUAAAUCCAGAAUGCCCGGUGGUAGUUCCUCUGGCGAAGCUGUUCUGUUGGCUUUGUAUGGUUCACCUGUUGGUAUUGGUAGUGAUAUUGGUGGCAGCAUCCGAAUACCAUGUGCAUUUUGUGGUUUGACCGGCUUGAAACCGACAUCUGGAAGAUUGAGUGUAUUAGGCAUGGCAUCAAGUGCUAAGACAUCAGUGCUAUAUAUAAAAGGUUGCGCAGGACCUAUGGGUAGAAAAGUGGAAGACUUAGCUCGUGUAAUGCGUGCAUUGUUGUGCCGUACAAUGUUUGAUUUAGACCCAUACGUUGUACCAAUGCAUUUCAAUGACGAUUCUUAUGAAGGAAAGAACAAAAGUAAAUUAGUAAUCGGUUACUACUGCAGCUUCGAUGAUCCUAAUCUCAUGCCAGUGUUGGAUGUGAAUCAGCGAGUUGUCGAGAAGGCAGUUAAAGCACUAGAAAAUGCUGGUCAUAAACUAGUAAAGUUUGCAGUUCCUCAUCCUUAUGAAGCUUAUGUCCUUGGUCUGCGUGCCCUGUUUGCAGAUGGUGGUCGUGAACUCUUAAGACAAUUACAAGGAGAACCACUCAGUCCGCAGUUAAAGCUUUUAAGUCUUUUAUUUGGAUUUCCAGAGUUUUUAAAACCGAUUAUAGGAGCUAUAUCCCGGCUUUUCGUUAGCAGACCGGUCAGUGUGUCAAGAGAACUUCGAAAACUAAAAGAUGGCCAAGCUGCUCUUAAUUUAAUUAAUGAAAUUAAUGCUUAUCGAUUUGAAUUUAGCCGAGUUUGGAAUGAAGUUGGUCCCCUGGAUGCGCUAAUCUGUCCAGUUUCUCCCUAUCCUGCCCCACCGGAAGAUGCUUCGCCAAUUUAUAUCUCACCCUCUAUUGUGUACACUUUCUUGUAUAAUAUUUUGGACUACCCUGCUGGAGCAGUGCCAGCCGGUUUUGUCAGCAAGGAAGAUGUUCAGGAUGCACUGGCAAAGUCUGCUUCACUCUCCGCUUCUGGUGAUGCUUACAUGUCCAAGGUUUACAAACUGUUAGAUGGAGGAGAGAAUUUGCCACUUUCUAUUCAAGUGGUUGGUAAACCGUAUCAUGAGGAAACGGUUCUUCGAGUUAUGCGUGAAGUGGAAAACUGUUUCACACCAAAAUCUGGAUCAUAACAUCGAGAAGGUAUUUCUGUCAUAUUAUAUUUUUCUUCAUUCUGUGUAUAGUCUGUGCUGUACCUUCAAAUGAUAUUUUUUAUGGAGACGACUUACAGUUUACACUUAGCUGGCUUUGACAAAAUGGUUUGGAUUUCUUAACCUGACUUUUUCAAACUGGAUAUUUAAUCAGCUGUAGUUUAGGACCUUUCUCUAUGGUUUCAAACUGUUUGUUUAUUUUCUUCGGUUAUUUGCCAGGAAAAAAAAAUACUUGUUUGAAUUAGUUUUGGUCAAAAUUUAUCAUACUCCUUCAAAUGGUAUGAUAGAUAAUAAUAAUAACGUUGUAACGUUC